This is a messenger RNA of Lates calcarifer (barramundi perch), 2179 nucleotides long. RefSeq names its product ELOVL fatty acid elongase 1a (gene elovl1a). Gene Ontology annotation, biological process: fatty acid elongation, monounsaturated fatty acid; very long-chain fatty acid biosynthetic process; sphingolipid biosynthetic process. Gene Ontology annotation, molecular function: fatty acid elongase activity. Gene Ontology annotation, cellular component: endoplasmic reticulum membrane; endoplasmic reticulum. The transcript is spliced from 8 exons. The record is from RefSeq and is a predicted model, not a curated record. NCBI's taxonomy places the organism in Eukaryota, Metazoa, Chordata, Actinopteri, Centropomidae. Bases 388 to 1344 code for a protein of 318 amino acids.
AAACCAGCAAGGUCUGUAGUAGUGCCCUGGGGUUUAAAUUGAGUUGAAUGAUCUCAGUCCCAUAGUUAUCAUAGCUGGUUUGUUACUUUUACUCAGCCCUCUCUAGCUUUCUCUCUGUUUCCCCCCCUCCCUCAUUUCUUACCCGUGAGAGUUUUAGCCCUUGUUGGAUUUUUAGUUAAAAAAAGAAAUAUUAGAUGUUUGAGGACAGCUGGAGGCAAACACCCACGGAGUAGCUUUGCAUGUACCUGGUCUCCACCUUGAUCACACUCACCGGUGGCUGCUGAUCUGUUGGAUCCUCUGGGUUUUGAGUGCUGCCUGUGCAGGAGUGAGUGCUGAGGACCUGUGCUCAGUGGGGGCUUGAUAGAACAGAGAAAGCAGGCAGUCACCAUGCUGCGAGAGGCGCUAUCAAACAUUUUAAAAUUCCACAAUUAUCUACAAUCAAGAACUGAUGCCAGAGUCAGAGACUACCCUCUGAUGCAGAGUCCCGUUCAGAUGACCACCAUCCUGAUGGCCUACGUCGUCUUCUCAGUGUACAUCGGGCCUCGCCUAAUGGCGAACCGCAAACCUUUCCGCCUAAACACAGUCAUGAUCAUCUACAACCUCAGCAUGGUUUUACUGAACGCCUACAUAGUCUAUGAGUUCCUGAUGUCGGGAUGGGCUACCACCUUCACAUGGAGAUGUGACCUAAUUGACCCCUCCAGCAGCCCGCAGGCUCUUAGGAUGAUUCGAGUGGCUUGGUUGUUUUAUUUUUCUAAAUUCAUUGAACUCCUUGACACAGUAUUCUUUGUGUUGAGGAAGAAACAAAACCAAAUCACAUUUCUCCAUGUAUUCCAUCACUCCUUCAUGCCCUGGACGUGGUGGUGGGGCAUCACUCUGACUCCUGCCGGAGGAAUGGGCUCCUUCCAUGCCAUGGUGAACGCAACAGUCCACGUUAUCAUGUACUUCUACUAUGGACUUUCUGCUGCAGGACCUCGCUUCCAGAAAUACCUGUGGUGGAAGAAGUAUAUGACUGCCAUCCAGCUUAUACAGUUUGUUCUGGUCUCCAUUCACAUCAGCCAGUACUACUUCAUGGAGAAGUGUGACUACCAGGUCCCGUUAUGGAUCCACUUGAUCUGGAUGUAUGGCAUCUUCUUCUUCCUCCUCUUCUCCAACUUUUGGGUGCAGGCCUACAUUAAGGGCAAACGGCUUCCUGCCACAGAGGACAAGCUAAAACUGAACGGCUCCGCCAGUGAACCCAUCACUGUGGUGGCCAACGGCAAACACCUGGGAAGAGAACGGGAGAAUGGAAAGGUGCCCUAUUACACCAACGGCAAAAUCUUCCUGGGCAAAGUAAAGGAAAUCUAAGUGACUCUGGAAAUGAGAAGGAAGAAGAAGAAUACGAGGCGGCUCUAUAGAGCCACCUUGAGUAUGUCAUUCAUCAUUCAUAUCUAGUGGCUUAUUGGAGUGGCACAGAUUCCAAUAGGCUACUUAUAAACUUCUUAAUUUCUAUAUAAGUCUAGUCUUUUUUGAAAAUAUAUGCACACUUCUUGGGAUAUGAAUGGCAUAUUUUGUUUUGCCGGUGAGCUCUACAUGUGAUAUAGUGUUUGUUAGUUGUUGCGAAAACUAUUAACUGUGACACACACACUGUAUGAAGACUGGUGCUCAUUUUUGUCACUGAUAGUAUUCUUCAACUCAAGCUUAAGACACACAAGCUUGACCUGCACUACACUGUUUGGCUGGCAUGAUGCUUGUUGCUUGGGAGUAUUGCACACUUUCCACUGAAGACUAGCACAUGUAAAUAAGUGCUGCAAAGUUUAUGUCAAAAAACAAGGUUUUGUAGAUGUCAAUACAACAAUAUGUUUUUAUUUAUCAUUUGAAAUAAAAAAAAUUUAGAUAAAGGUCUGUGUCAUUUGGAAAGCAGUUAUGGUGUGCACUUUGUAAGAAACAUACCACACCUUGAUUUUUCAAUUUUAAGAAUUGUGGAAAAGAAAUGUUAGACUGUAUAUUACAGUAUUGAUGCAUUUUGCAUUUUUUUGCAUAAUUAGGCAGUGACAUAUGUGUUUAUCCAUAUUAAUCCACUCUGAGUUUUGCAACACUGUAUGGUCUCUUCUCUUAACACACUGUGAGGUUAAUAGAAAGACUGCUUUCUAUGACAUUAGAAUUAAAUAAAAAGAGUGCUGUAGAUGCCCGUCUCUAAAUA